UUGAAGACAAUGGCCAAGAACAAACUAAGAGGGCGGAAAUCCAGGAAUGUAUUUCAUAUAGCCAGCCAAAAAAACUUCAAGUCUAAAAACAAAGCAAAACCAGUUACCACUAAUCUUAAGAAGAUUAAAAGAAAAAAAAAUGAAAACGAACCAGUUAAUGUUGAUGAAGCAACAAGAUUCAUAGCUCAGUUGUAA
Molecule: messenger RNA, 195 nt
Organism: Ailuropoda melanoleuca (giant panda)
Lineage: Eukaryota; Metazoa; Chordata; Mammalia; Carnivora; Ursidae
Product: ribosomal biogenesis factor
Exons: 2
Coding region: 10-195 (61 amino acids)
Biological process (GO): ribosome biogenesis
Cellular component (GO): nucleolus
Source: RefSeq, a predicted model, not a curated record